AGGUGGGACAAAGCCGUAAAGAAAAAAUAUUUGUAACAAUUAUCACACGUAUCAAGUGGUGCCUGAUUUGUGCUUUGCGACAACCCACGUUGUAAAUCAGCUUUUGGGACUGGGGCGAGCUCAUCCUGGGCUGCAGGUAACUCUCUGCAAUACAGCCAUAAAAACUCUGCGUGUGCCCCCGGAAAUCUCUCGGGGCAGGAGCUGCUGCCCCAGUGACCUCCUGCACGCCCAGGGCCUGGCUCACUUCCCAGCACGGGCUGGGAUGUGAUAAAACAAGCUGGAUCUGCUCCCCGGCUCCCUGAACUCUGUCCCUGCUGCCACAGCCGGGACUAUUUGCAUGUUAGAAGCAGGGGGAAUGAUAAAAGUUAAAAGGUACCCGGUAGUUUGCCAAACUACGGAAUUUCUGCGGGGCGGGGCGGAGGAGGAGGCUCGGGAACGCCUGUGCCCUGCCUCCUGCUCCAGGGUAUUUAACCUGGGGAGUCCUGGCUGCAGCCACAGCUCUGCAAUCUCCAGCACAGCACACAUCCCUCCAGGACACAUCCUUUCAGAUCACUCCAGGACAUCCCUCCAGCUCACAUCCCUCCAGCUGCCAUCCCUCCAGCUCCCAUCCAGCUGCCAUCCCUCCAGGACACAUCCCUCCAGCUGCCAGUGAGGGAGGAGCAGGCGUGGGGAAGAUGAGCUGCAGCAGGUACCCCGUGGAUGUGAAGGCUGUUGGCUUCAUGCAAUGCAGAAAGCAGAAGAACUACAUGAUGUUUGUGACUUGGUCAGACCAGAACAACAUUCUCAUCUACCGGACAUUUGAAGACUUUAAGAAAUUCCAUAAAGAGCUGAAGAGAAAAUUCCCCAUGGAGAGUGGCUCCCUCAGGAGUUUACCCAGGUUUAAAGGUGUGAUUAUGCAGCACAGGAAGGGUGGGAAGCUGAACAGGUGCCUGGAGAUCCUGAAACUGCUGGAAACCUACUCCCAGGAGCUGCUGAAAAUGGACGCGAGAAUCUCCCAGGGGGGAGACGUGAAUCAGUUUUUCAAGGCACAGACCCAGGACCUCGACCCCUCCUUCCCUGAAAACAGUGUUGUGAUCAUGCCAUCAGAAUUUAGAAGGGAAAAGAAGCACCAGCCCAUCUCCAUCACCCUUCCCCAGGCGUCCCAGAGCUACCGCUGCAUCGAGAGCUUUGAAACCAAGGACACCAAGAACAGGACGUUCACAGUGGCUCAGGAGGAAAUUGUUGAAGUGUUGAUCAAGGACAUGACUGGGUGGUGGCUGGUGGAAAAUGCAGACAAGCAGAUUGCCUGGUUCCCAGCCUCGUACCUGGAAGAGCUUGAUGUCCACGAGGACAUCCAGAACACCUUUAGCUCAAAUGAGGAGGGCAGCCUGUACUUCGUGGUGCAGCCCUAUGAGGCGCAGAAGGCGGAUGAGCUCUCUCUGCACAGCGGGGUGGUCGUGGAGGUGCUCAGGAGCUCUGACAAUGGCUGGUGGCUCAUCCGGUACAAUGGGAGCACGGGCUACAUGCCCUCCAUGUGCCUCCGGCCCUACAAGAAUCCUCACCACAAGCUGCAGACCAUCAUCAACUCUGGGCUCAACGUCUCCACCCCAAACCUCUGCUCCUCCCUGUCGGCCCCCCAGCCCCGGGGGCAGGCCCUGGCACAGCCCAGGGCACAGCCUGGCUCUUCCUUCAACCUGAAUGAAGAAGAUGGGAGCUCUCAGAGGAGCAGAUCCAGGUUUCUGCCCAGAGCCAGCUCCACCUCAGACCUGGAGUCAGAGAGCUCAUCCCUGAGCUCGGGCAGCAGCAGCGAGCAGGAUGCCCGGCUGAGCUGGAAGCCCGACCUGUCCCGCUCUCUGCCUGAAGUGGAGCAGAACAGGAGCUCCCCUGCCCUGGCCACGCACGGCACCAAGUCCCCACGCCUCACCCCCAGGGACAGGAACGACUCUGGCUUCGUGGAGUCGUCUGCAGCCGACCUGAGCUCGCCCCUGCCCGACCCCGACCUGGCCACGAGUGUCCCCAAGGUGCCAGCACGGCCCUCAACCCACGAGAUCCUGCAGAGGUGCAGCACCGUCACCAAACGGGCCCUGCAGGGACACAGCCCACGGCCAGGCCUGCAGCCACUGCUGCCCAGCCUGCACUAGAGCAGGGACAGGACACAGCCCAGGCAGAGCCAGGCACCCCUCACCAGAGCCCCGUGGGAACAUCAGCCCUUGGACUGUGGCUUCCCAAGGACACCACUGGAUCCCAAAUAAUACACCCACUGACAUCCAUCCCCUCCUUGGGCAGCACCAAUUCCUGCUGCGGCUUCACAGGGAGACUGGGAGCCAGAAGGGAGUUACUGGGAAAGGAUUUAGUGGUUUAACUCCUCAGGGGAGUCAGGGCAGCUGCGGAUCCAGCAGCUCCUAAGUUAGAGGUCACUUGGAAUUCAGUAAGUUCUCCCUCAGGCAGCUGUUCAUUCUGCCGUGCAGGAUGUGAACAGUUGAACAUUUCACAGUCACUGUUGCAUUUUUCCCCACACCAGGUGAGCUGCAGCCACCCCAGAGGGCAGAGAAGUGGCACCAGAUGACUCAGAGUCACCAAUGGCAGCCCAAGCUACAGUUACUGGAUUGUGGGAGGGAUGGGAUGAUGCAGCUGUGAUGUCAUUUACCUGAACCCCAUAUUUAACAUAUAUAUAUAUUUAAACUGUUUAGGUUUUGGUGUUGGUUUGGGGUUUGUUUUUUUACAGCUUAGAUCAAUUUAGGUAGUGGAACCUCAUCCCUGGCUGUUCCCUCCAGCCGUGGCUGUGCAGACACAGGAGCACAAACAGGGGUGGCACAGCUUGUGUCCCACAUGGGGACAGGGAGAAAGGUCACUUUUAUGGACAAAACAUUCCCCUUCCAAGGGAGUCUGGCAGUUACUGAAACUCCCAGCAAUUCUCAUCCUAAACUCGUUGCUAGAUUUGUUAUGUGAAUAGUUCUAGGAAAAUUAAGGCUUUUCUAUAUAUUGCUGGCUUUGAUUGUAGUUAUUCUCCCUGUUAAUGUUGUUUAGAAACAACUUGUGAGAUGUUUGUGUCGUUCUGAAUUUUAUACAUUUUUGUCUUUGAAAUAAAAUACAUGUAAACAUGUCUGAAGUCUGAGUUUUACACCUUAAAAAUUUGCUACCUGGGGAAUUAAAAUCGUGCUUCUCUCCCUCUCAGGUGCUAAAUGUGGGGUGGGCACAGCUGAGAGACCUGCCUUGGUCCAGGCUGCACUCUGCUCAAGCAAAGAAAAUAUUUAAUGGCACACCAGUGAUCGACACCCAGGGCCCAGCUGGGCUUGGGGACAUGAUAUGACGUUGCCAGGAGUGCCUUUCAGCUCCAUAAAGGUUUUAAAUCCCAGUAAAGCCCAACUACUUGUUGGGAUUCUGCCUUUCCUCCAAACUAAAUGAUGUUUGAGUGUCUGGGCCUGAAAAUUCAGGGUAUGAAAAUACAAACCAGAGCUUGGCCAAAGAAACGACCCUUUCCUCUCAUUGGGCCCUGAGG
Messenger RNA from Lepidothrix coronata (blue-crowned manakin), 3478 nucleotides. It is a transcript of the gene NOXO1, whose product is annotated as NADPH oxidase organizer 1. The transcript is spliced from 8 exons. Bases 675 to 2120 code for a protein of 481 amino acids. Gene Ontology annotation, molecular function: protein binding; superoxide-generating NADPH oxidase activator activity; phosphatidylinositol binding. The record is from RefSeq and is a predicted model, not a curated record. Lineage: Eukaryota; Metazoa; Chordata; Aves; Passeriformes; Pipridae. Gene Ontology annotation, biological process: superoxide anion generation.